ACGGCCCAAACAAAACACAUGACUAUAAAAACGUAGCUAGGGUUUUAUCUCCCCAACCCUAAAAUACCAUCACCACCAAAACUCUGUUUGGGCUGCCGGCGAAGCAAGAUUCAAGAUGAAGACAAUCCUCUCAUCGGAAACCAUGGACAUCCCCGACGGCAUCACCAUCAAAAUCAAAGCCAAGGUGAUCGAGGUGGAGGGUCCACGUGGCAAACUGGUUCGCAAUUUCAAGCAUUUGAAUCUUGAUUUUCAGCUCAUCACUGAUGAGGCUACUGGUCAGAAGAAGCUCAAGGUUGAUGCGUGGUUUGGAUCUCGCAAAACAACGGCUGCGAUCAGAACCGCGUUGAGCCAUGUUAAUAAUCUGAUUGUUGGGGUUACUAAGGGGUAUAGGUACAAAAUGAGGUUCGUGUAUGCUCAUUUUCCUAUUAAUGCUAGUAUUGGUGGUGCUAGUAAUGCUAUUGAGAUUCGUAACUUUCUCGGCGAGAAAAAGGUGAGGAAAGUUCAGAUGCUUGACGGGGUCACUAUUACUAGGUCUGAAAAAGUGAAGGAUGAGAUUGUCCUUGAUGGUAAUGACAUUGAACUCGUAUCACGAUCUGCUGCCCUGAUAAACCAGAAAUGCCAUGUCAAGAAGAAGGAUAUCAGGAAGUUUCUGGACGGUAUCUAUGUCAGUGAGAAGGGAACCAUAGCAACAGAGACCGAGUAGUUAGGCUGUAGUUUCUCCAUCUUUGUUGUUUCUUCCUGGUUUUAAUCACAAAGUUUCUCCCUUUUAAGAUCAUUUGAACAAUUCGUUUUAAAUUUGGAGUUCACAGUUUUGUGCUAUGGCUUUUGGGAUAUUUAUAUUAAAAUUAAAUGGAUCAGUAGUAUGUUUGAUGUUGUCA
Daucus carota subsp. sativus is the source of this 878-nucleotide messenger RNA. Its product is annotated as large ribosomal subunit protein uL6z/uL6y. Bases 116 to 703 code for a protein of 195 amino acids. NCBI's taxonomy places the organism in Eukaryota, Viridiplantae, Streptophyta, Magnoliopsida, Apiales, Apiaceae. The record is from RefSeq and is a predicted model, not a curated record. Gene Ontology annotation, biological process: cytoplasmic translation. The transcript has 3 exons. Gene Ontology annotation, cellular component: cytosolic large ribosomal subunit; ribosome. Gene Ontology annotation, molecular function: rRNA binding; structural constituent of ribosome.